AUGGCAAAAGGUAGAAUAAGGGCAAAGCUCCGGCGGAGCAGCCUCUACACAUUAGCUAACAUACGAACAAAACCAUCUUACAAAAAGGAAGAAGCUACCAGAGGAGAGUUAUCAGGAUACCCUCGUGUCAUCUACAUCAAUCGACCCACCUCUGAAGAAACACCCAACUUUUGCUCAAACUACGUCUCUACAACCAAAUACACUUUCCUCAACUUCCUCCCCAUCGCGUUAUUCGAGCAAUUCAAUCGCGUCGCCAACUUCUACUUCCUAGUCGCCGCCGGUUUAACAUUCACCGAUUACGCCCCCUUUGAUUGGCCCAGCCAAGUCGUGCCCUUAGCGUUGGUCGUUGGGUUUAGUCUAGCCAAAGAGCUUUAUGAAGAUCUUCAGAGAUUUUGGCAAGAUAAAGCAGCGAAUUGUCGAAAUGCCAACAUUCAUGUCGGAAAUGGUGAGUUUGGGUCGAAGCAGUGGCGUGAGGUUUGCGUUGGAGAUAUAGUGAAAGUGAAAAAAGAUGAGUUUUUUCCUGCUGAUUUGUUGUUGCUGCAAUCGAGUUAUGAAGAUGGAAUGUCGUAUGUUGAGACUAUGAACUUGGAUGGGGAGACAAAUUUGAAGGUGAAAAGGGCUUUGCAGAAUCUUUCAUUUCCGUUAGUCGAAGAUGAAAAAGCUUCACAUUUUCAGGAUUUUAGCGCCACGAUUCAUUGCGAAAAUCCAAACCCGAAUCUCUAUACGUUUAUGGGUAAUCUAGAUUACGAUGGUCGUAUAUAUCCCCUUGAACCUGCACAGCUUCUUCUUCGAGAUUCGAAGCUUCGAAACACUGAAUAUGUGUUUGGUGUUGUGGUUUUCACCGGAAAUGAUACGAAAGUGAUGCAGAAUACCACGCAAUCAUCGGCUAAAAGAAGCAAAAUCGAGCUUCAGAUGGAUAAGAUCAUUUACUUGUUAUUCGGGUUACUGAUCGUGAUAUCGAUUGUUAGUGCUUCAGGGUUCGGUUUAGCAGUUCGAAAUUCGGUUCCGAUAUGGUGGUACUUGAUGCCACAAAUACCGGGAGAGGAUUUCGAUCUAAAUAACUUCUUCGUGUCUGGAUUAAGACAUCUUGUAACUGCACUUAUGCUAUAUGGUUAUCUUGUCCCGAUUUCGCUCUAUGUUUCGAUCGAGGCGGUGAAGAUUCUUCAAGCGAGUUUCAUCAACAGCGAUAUACAUAUGUACGAUGAAGUUAGCGGCGUCCCAGCGAAGGCUAGAACCUCGAAUUUGAACGAGCAAUUGGGUCAAAUCGAUACCAUUCUUUCGGAUAAAACCGGGACGUUGACGUGCAACCAAAUGGACUUCCUCAAGUGUUCGAUCGCGGGGUGUCCUUAUGGGAAGCGGCUGAGUGAAGUUGAACUCGCGGCUGCGAAACAACUGGCUGCUGAAAUCCAAGAUGCGGAGUCUUUCGAUGGAAAUAUGAGCGAUCCUGCAACGUUAGAAGCGAUUACGAUCACGGACAAUGGGAAUACCGACAAGAAAGAACCGAUCAAAGGGUUUAGCUUUCAAGAUGAUCGAUUACAAAAUGGGAAUUGGUUGAAAGAGCCAAAUGCAGAUGUGAUUCUGCUGUUUUUUCGUAUUCUUGCCGUAUGUCACACAGCAAUACCUGAAGUGAACGAGAAGACCGGCGAGCUAAGUUAUGAAGCCGAGUCACCCGAUGAAGGUGCAUUCCUUGUCGCAGCUCGAGAAUUCGGGUUCCAUUUUAUCAAGAGAACGCAAAACAGCGUCAUUAUUAAGGAGAAACUUAGUGUAAACCAAGAACCAACUGAAAAGGAAUACAAGAUCCUAACUCUGUUGGAUUUCACCAGCAAGAGAAAGAGAAUGUCUGUGAUCAUCCGUGAUGAAACGGACCAAAUUCUUAUGUUUUGCAAAGGUGCAGACACCAUCAUCUUUGAUCGAUUAGCGAGUAACGGAAAGAUGUUUCUCGAAUCCACAACAAAGAACUUGAACGAUUACGGGGAUGCCGGCUUACGUACGUUAGCGCUCGCUUAUAAGAAACUCGAAGAAACCGAGUACACGAAUUGGUACGAGAAAUUCCACAAGGCUCAGAUAGCCAGUGGUCCAGAUAGAGAGGAAAUACUAGAAGAACUAUCUGAUUCAAUGGAAAGAGAACUAACCCUUGUGGGUGCAACUGCUGUAGAAGAUAAGCUACAAAAAGGGGUUCCUCAGUGUAUCGAUAGAUUGGCUCUAGCGGGUCUUAAGAUUUGGGUUCUAACCGGCGAUAAGAUGGAAACCGCGAUCAAUAUCGGGUUUUCGUGUAGCUUGUUACGGCAAGGGAUGAAACAGAUUUGUAUUGUCGUGAGUGCAGAAAUGUUGGCUCAAGAUGCUAAAGAUGUUAUAAAAGAGAACAUCUUGAAACAGAUUACCAGUGCCUCACAAUCACUCAAAGGGAAAAAAGACCCGCACGUCGCAUUUGCGUUGAUCAUCGAUGGUAAGACGUUGACAUACGCUCUCGAGGACGAUAUGAAGUUCCAGUUCUUGAAUCUAGCGGUUAAUUGCGCGUCUGUCAUAUGUUGUCGAGUGUCGCCACGACAGAAAGCUUUGGUGGUUAGAUUAGUGAAAGAAGGGACGGGAAAAACAACGUUGGGGAUCGGUGAUGGUGCAAACGAUGUGGGUAUGAUCAAAGAAGCCGAUAUCGGCAUUGGUAUUAGCGGUGUCGAAGGGAUGCAAGCCGUGAUGGCUAGCGAUUUCUCGAUCGCGCAGUUUCGGUUCUUGGAACGACUCUUGAUUGUUCAUGGACAUUGGUGUUACAAGAGAAUCUCCAAGAUGAUAUGUUACUUCUUAUACAAAAACAUAACAUUAGCCCUUACAUUAUUCUACUUCGAAGCCGAAACCGGCUUCUCGGGUCAAAUGCACUACGACGAUUGGUAUAUGUUGCUAUACAACGUCUUCCUUACCUCAUGUCCGGUCCUCGCCCUCGGGGUUUUGGAGAAAGACGUAUGCGCAGAGUUCUGCUUACAGUUUCCUGCAUUAUAUCAACAAGGUCCAAAAAACUUGUUUUUCGAUUGGUACAGAAUAAUCGGGUGGCUCGCAAACGGAGUUUACGCUUCUUUUGUGAUCUAUCUCGUUAAUCUUUAUAUCUUCAGUCCCGAAUCCUUCCGAAAAGAAGGACAAACAGCCGAUAUGUAUGUUAUAGGUACAGCUAUGUUUACAAGCAUCAUAUGGGUAGUAAAUGUUCAAAUCUUUCUUAUUUCGCAUUACUUGACUCGAAUCCAAUUACACACGAUAUGGGGUAGUAUCGUCGUAUGGUACUUAAUAGUUUACGUGUACGGAAUGAUGCCGGUCGGAUGGUCAGCGGGUAACAUUUAUCAGCAACUUCCCGAAGUUCUUGGACCGUCGGAAACUUUCUACUUAUCGACAAUCUUCAUAACGUUGUUAUGUAAUAUGCCGUACCUCAUUCACAUAUCGUAUCAGAGAUGUUACAAUCCAGAAGAUCAUCAUGUUCUUCAGGAGAUGAAGAACAUGAGAAAAGAUGUUACAGAUAAGAAGAUGUGGAAAAAGGAACAAUCAAAGGCAAGGCAAGAAACAGAGAUAGGAGUAUCAGCGAGAGUCGAUGCGAAGAAGAGGCACAUGAAAGGGAAAAUGAGUCGGAAAUAUUCAUCGCUUGCUUAUCGUUCUACGUAA
Cynara cardunculus var. scolymus (artichoke) is the source of this 3639-nucleotide messenger RNA. Its product is annotated as probable phospholipid-transporting ATPase 7. The transcript has a single exon. The record is from RefSeq and is a predicted model, not a curated record. Gene Ontology annotation, molecular function: ATPase-coupled intramembrane lipid carrier activity; ATP hydrolysis activity; ATP binding. Lineage: Eukaryota; Viridiplantae; Streptophyta; Magnoliopsida; Asterales; Asteraceae. The coding region runs from base 1 to 3639 and encodes 1212 amino acids. Gene Ontology annotation, biological process: phospholipid translocation. Gene Ontology annotation, cellular component: plasma membrane.